AUGCCUGGAGUCGAGGAGGAGAUCAACGAUCAUGAUGAUUGGCUUGAAGAUGAGGAUGAAGGUUCAGGACGGGUUCCUGAAUUUCUUUGGUUUGAUGGUCCAGUGGAUGUUGUUCCACCAGCACCUCAAUUUGAACCGGACAGAGCAGCCGACGCAUUCGAACGACUCACCAAGAUCGGUGUGAUGAGACCUGCAGCUACAAGUGACAAGGAGUUACAGAAGGUCCUCAGGGCGCGAUUUGUCUACGACUGGAGGUCUGAAUUUGAAACGCAUUGGCCUUUUCAGGGGAUGGAGGAACAGUCAGCAGCACUUCCCCUGAUGCCCCAGUGCUUGGGGGCAUUGACUUCCAGGACGCAUUUCUUCGAGUACCCCAAGGCGAACCUCUACGAUUACAACUUGGAGGUUUAG
Cladocopium goreaui is the source of this 408-nucleotide messenger RNA. The record is from the annotation of a GenBank genome assembly. NCBI's taxonomy places the organism in Eukaryota, Dinophyceae, Suessiales, Symbiodiniaceae.